Molecule: messenger RNA, 1011 nt
Organism: Salmo salar (Atlantic salmon)
Lineage: Eukaryota; Metazoa; Chordata; Actinopteri; Salmoniformes; Salmonidae
Source: RefSeq, a predicted model, not a curated record
AUGGAGAGCCACCACACGGUCUCAUCUGUUGUCACUGUUAAUACACUGCCCCGCCCCGCCUCACCGCCCCACCGCCCCACUGCCUCACCGCCCCACCGCCCCACUGCCUCACCGCCCCGCCCGCCCCGCCUCACCCCGCCCCACCCCGCCCCACCGCCCCGCCCACCGCCCCACCGCCUCACCGCCUCACCGCCCCGCCUCACCGCCCCGCCCCACCCCGCCACGCCCCGCCUCGCCGCCCCGCCCCGCCUCACCCCGCCCCGCCUCACCCCGCCUCACCGCCCCGCUCCGCCCUGCCUCACCGCCCCGCCUCACCGCCCCGCCCCGCCUCGCCGCUCCGCCUCACCGCCCCUCUCCCUAUAUCACCCCUACAGAGAGGAGCUGGUCACAGCGUCAUGGCAACCGACACAGUCCGCUCACUGUUACAUCUUUGUCUGUCUAAGUAGUAGCAAUGUCAAAGACAAAGAACGACUACAGACCUGCAGACCUACAGAUCUACAGAACUGCAGACCUACAGACCUGCAGACCUACAGACCUACAGACCUGCAGACCUACAGACCUAUAGACCUGCAGACCUGCAGACCUACAGACCUGCAGACCUACAGACCUGCAGACCUACAGACCUGCAGACCUACAGACCUACAGACCUGCAGACCUACAGACCUGCAGACCUACAAACCUACAGACCUGCAGACCUGCAGACCUACAGACCUGCAGACCUGCAGACCUACAGACCUGCAGACCUACAGACCUACAGACCUGCAGACCUACAGACCUGCAGACCUGCAGACCUACAGACCUGCAGACCUACAGACGUACAGACUUACAGACUUACAGACCUGCAGACCUGCAGACCUGCAGACCUACAGACCUGCAGACCUACAGACCUACAGACCUACAGACCUGCAGACCUGGCCCUUCAAACUAAAAACUAAUAAGAGAUUCAGGAGUGGAGAAAGGAGACAGAGAGAGAUGAACAGUGUUAGAGAGGGAAUGCUGACCAUAUGCUGA